This is a messenger RNA of Hibiscus syriacus, 1214 nucleotides long. RefSeq names its product alpha-galactosidase 1-like. Bases 15 to 1214 code for a protein of 399 amino acids. The transcript has 15 exons. Gene Ontology annotation, molecular function: hydrolase activity, hydrolyzing O-glycosyl compounds. Gene Ontology annotation, biological process: carbohydrate metabolic process. The record is from RefSeq and is a predicted model, not a curated record. NCBI's taxonomy places the organism in Eukaryota, Viridiplantae, Streptophyta, Magnoliopsida, Malvales, Malvaceae.
AAGCUGCGGCGGAGAUGGGGAAGCGACGCUGUGCGGUGGUGGCACUACUAGCGACGAUAAUGGCGGUGAUAAUGGAGUUGGCGCCUCUGACAGUAGCAACAAGCAGAAGAAACAUGCUGACUAAUGGUCUUGGAAUGACUCCUCCCAUGGGUUGGAACAGCUGGAACCACUUUGGAUGCAAUAUUGAUGAAACAAUGAUAAGAGAAACUGCCGAUGCUGUCGUUUCAACCGGACUUUCCAAGAUUGGAUAUGAAUAUGUUAAUAUAGAUGAUUGCUGGGCCGAAAUUUCUCGAGAUGACAAGGGUAAUCUGGUGCCUAAGAAGUCUAUUUUUCCAUAUGGAAUCAAAGUUCUGGCGGAUUAUGUUCACAGAAAGGGUCUUAAGCUUGGGAUCUACUCCGAUGCAGGAUAUUUUACUUGUAGUAAGAAAAUGCCCGGUUCACUUGAUCAUGAAGAACGGGAUGCAAAAACCUUUGCUUCAUGGGGAAUAGAUUAUUUGAAGUAUGAUAACUGCAAUACCGAUGGCUCGAAGCCAACGGUUAGAUACCCCGUCAUGACUCGUGCUUUGAUGAAGGCUGGCCGCCCGAUCUUUUUCUCUCUAUGUGAAUGGGGAGAUAUGCACCCUGCUGAAUGGGGAGCUCCUGUAGGAAAUAGCUGGAGGACAACUAAUGACAUUGCUGAUAAUUGGGAAAGUAUGAUCUCCCGAGCUGACCAGAAUGAAGUUUAUGCUGAAUAUGCAAGGCCUGGAGGUUGGAACGAUCUGGACAUGCUUGAGGUGGGGAACGGAGGGAUGACGGAAGAUGAAUACAUAGUACAUUUCAGCCUGUGGGCUAUUUCCAAGGCUCCUCUUCUUCUCGGUUGCAAUUUAAGAAAUAUGACAGAAAAAACUAUGAAAAUCAUCACGAAUAAGGAAGUCAUUGCCGUUAACCAAGAUCCAUAUGGUUUUCAAGCUAAGAAGGUUAGGAUGGAAGGUGAUCAAGAGAUAUGGGCAGCUCGUCUUUCAGAUUAUAGAAUUUCUGUGGUCCUACUCAACAGGGGUCCGGUUCGUUACUCUACAACAGCUCGCUGGGGCGACAUUGGUCUCGACCCCAAGACAGAGGUCGAAGCCAGAGACCUUUGGGAGCACAAAACACUGAGGACACACUUUGUGGGGAAUUUGACAGCAACUUUGGGCUCUCAUUCAUGCAAAUUUUAUGUAUUGAAGCCAAUUGCUUAA